Messenger RNA from Linum tenue, 153 nucleotides. Lineage: Eukaryota; Viridiplantae; Streptophyta; Magnoliopsida; Malpighiales; Linaceae. The record is from the annotation of a GenBank genome assembly.
AUGCCAGUGAUUUCCAGGCAAGUCCUGCAUUCACGUCGUGUGGGGAGGAUCAAACAACGAUUGAGUGUUCAUGAUCGAAAGAAGUUUGACCCCAAGGCUGCUAGUUCGGAGGAUUGUGAAGAACUUCAGUAUAAAAAAACAUGCCCUUCUUAG